AUGAACAAAAACGGAACAGCUAAAAUGAAUGAUAAUCAAAUUAGAGCAGAAGGUAGAAGGUUAUUUAAACGCUUCUAUAACAUUCCUGAUGGUGUUAAUCCUAAAACUCGUAGAAGCUAUUUAAAUGAAGCAAUAGAUGCAUAUGAAGGGUUUGACAUUUCAUCAGAAAGUGAGAGGUUAGCAAGAAUGUUAAACGUUAAUAUUGAUUUUUAUUAUUGUGACCCUCAACCAGAAGACGUAGACAUUAACAAGGUAGACUUUCCAUUAGUGGAAUCAAUAAUGAUAGAUCCAGAAUUUGAAACAGUAAAUAUUUUAUUAACACAGAGUCCAUGUGGAAAACUUCACGCUGACAGAAUAACAGACGUUGAAGCACUCACCGGCUAUAAAGUUUGUCCAUAUUGCAAAGAAGAAGUUUAUUCUAUCCGUGAUGAUCCAGAAAGGAAAAACCAAAGAAGAUUUUUAAAACAUUGUGAGAAAUGUAAAGAAAAUAAUGGAAGAUUAAUUCAAGACGUUCAAUUGCAAAACACACAACAACCAUAUGCACCACAUAUCACGAAACAGAAGAUAUAUCAAUGGCUAUUAGCACAUAAUUUGCAGGAAUAUUAUAAACCAACAAGAUAUUAUAUUACUUUUGACUUCGAAACAUUAGAGACUAAAGAAGAACUUCAACUUUCUGAAUGUGCAACUUUGAACGCUUACUUAAAACCAUUUAUGGUAUCAUCAACUGUCAAAAUAAAGCCGCAAAGCGGCGAGGUCGUAGACCGUGAUAAAACAUUUACGAGGAAUUUUUGCUUAACUUCGAGUGAUUCUUUUAUUUCUGAUUGGAUUGAGUUUUUAUUUUCAACCUGUUCAUUAGUUGCUAAAUCAAAUAUUGAACAAUAUGAAGAAUUAAUGAAGCCGCAAACGGACCAAACGGCGGGGACUUUGUCUCAUACAUUAAAUGAGAAACAAAAGGAAGCAUUUAAAGAACUUCUAGAUGAAGAAUUUAAUAAAGUGAAUAUCAUAGGUUUUAAUUCGGGAAAGUUUGAUUUAAAUUUAAUUCUUCGUGAUUUAAACACUGCAAAAUGGAAAAUAAAAUCAAUGCUGGGUUCAUCUCUCAAUUUAAGCAAAUCAUUGUAA
Trichomonas vaginalis G3 is the source of this 1119-nucleotide messenger RNA. RefSeq lists its product as uncharacterized. The transcript has a single exon. Bases 1 to 1119 code for a protein of 372 amino acids. Lineage: Eukaryota; Parabasalia; Trichomonadida; Trichomonadidae. The record is from RefSeq and is a predicted model, not a curated record.